GGCUGAGGGUGCGACAGGUGAAGGAGGAGAGACAGGGAGGGAUUGCCCCCAAGAUAGACGGACUGACAGACAGACAGCGUUCAUGUCGUCUGCUACUCCAUGUUAAGACAGCUGUGAGGGCGAUGACUCACACUCCUCUCCUGAGUUAAAAACCUUCACCUCUAACCUCUGACCUCCUCCCCCUCACUCGCCAUGGCUGGGCUGGGAGCUAAGGACAUCCUGAGGAACGUGACAGCUCUGGAACAGCUGAUCGAGGAAAUUAACUUCCAGCGAGCCAAGGAGAUGAGGCAGUGUCUCAUGUCCAAGGAUGAUACAGGGUUCGUGAUGGUGCAAGGGACCACAUAUUGGACAGACCUAUUUGUGCGGCACUUUCUCUUCCAAACGGAUCGGUCCACAGAUGCUGAUGACUUGUUAUUUUUUAUCCGAAAGAAACAGCUUAAAGGUUCUCGGUAUAUUCCAAAGUACCAGACUGAGGUAGAAGUGUAUAGGCGUGACAGCAGGAAGCUUCCCAUUGGUGAUCCUGACAUAGAUUGGGAAGAAACUGUAUACUUGAAUCUCAUAAUCCACCAAUUCGACUACACCCUUACACUAGCUGUAUGUACUCGUACAAGCCCAAAGGACCUGCAGGUGCUCCGACGACACUCUCAGAAAGUGUAUGCAAGUCCCAGUAGGCGCCGCAUGGACACCAAGGGAGAAGUUGAGGAAAUAACAUACCCUAGUGUAUGCUUCCACGUUGAUAACUUUGAUGAAGUAUUUGCUGACAUGUUAGUACGUGAUGGAGAGAUGGUUUGCGUUGAACUGGUUGCCUCAGAUCACGCUGGAACGCGUCAGGCUGUCAUAUUUUUAGGGUCAAUCAGAUAUGAUGCUCUGAAACGAGUGUACGAUGCCCGGGCAAGUUUGAGUAGCAAGGUGGCUCAGAGGAUGAUGAUGGGACUCUUUGCCGGGAACAGCAACCAGCGCAUAGAAUUUGUGCGCAUGAAGGGACCACAAGGGAAGGGCCAUGCAGAAAUGGCUGUGACCAAGCCAAAAGGUUCAGGCGUAGAGACUCCAACCUCUGAGCCCGGUGUGAGUUUAACAGACAUGUGGGAUUCUGACUGGGAUGACGAGCCGGAGGAUAGGUUCAUCUAUCGGCACCAGCGCCGACUGAGUGACCCAAGUGCCAACUUCAACACUUUCAUCAACUCUGGUUGGAAGUCUCGUUCUGAGGGAGCCAGGUCGCGCUCUGAGAAUGAGGGGCUUGAUAUUUUUGCUGAUGGCCUUUACGAAAUUGAGUCAGGAGAUGUGCGAGAUGAACUGGAUGAUGGAGCCUAUAACCCACUCUGGACAACCAAAGGCUUCACACAAACUUUCCAUUUCUGGAAGGAAUCCCGCAGAGCCCAGUCAGUUCCUCUCAAUGCGUAUCUCACUUACGUCACAUUACCCUGGUUCACUAUCAUUACAGAUAUUCUUGACCAUCGAACUGGCCCUAUCCUUACUUUCUAGCACGUAUAGAGGUCUGUCUUCAUCUGAGUCUAAUACAGUUUAUAUGAGAAAUAUCUGGUGUGAAACAAAAGCCUGUGCGUAUCAUUUGAUUUUCUUCAGCUGUAAUAGAUAAUGGAAGAAAGUUAUAUUACUUUGUGAUUUGGAUUUCCUUUUUUUCUUGAAGAAAGAAAAACGAGGCUUAGCUUAUUUAUCUUAGAAACAAUCUUUCACAUAUAUCAUAAGAUUGCCUUGCCACAAGCCUCUGUAAUGUUAGCUAAAAGUGGUCACAAUUCCAGCUCUUCAUAAGUUGAAUGCUUUUGCUAAAAGGGAAAGGAAAAAACAGUCAUCAUCACCAGUAUUUCUCAUAAAAACCUCAGUUGGAAAUUAAAAAGCAAAUGAACUCAAACAAAAUGGAAAAGUGUUUUUGUAUAAUUCCAUGUUAUUAGUUUUAUAUGAUGUUUUUGGAAGGGUUAUUAGCUCGAAAUCUCCAGUAUUUUACAUGUACAUUUUAAGAUUUAUGUUAUUUUGGCAGCUCUGUGCUAUAUUUAAAACUGUGAUUAAUUUUUUAUGCUUGUGUGGAAAUAUGUGAUCUUAAAGAGGAUGACAAAAGCAAUAUAUGUUCUUUAUUUUGUAAAGAGAAAGUUUAAUUUUUUGUAAAAGAAGUAAAGGUGUGGAGAAGAGUGUUGUUCCAAAAAUAUUGCAUCACCUGUAAAAGGAAAACUUAUUAGAAGAUUUGAAAUAAACAGAAGUGUAUAGAUGUAGCAGCAGAAUAAGUGUAAGUGUGUUGAACAGAAAUAGAUAAACUCUGUGUAUUGAAAAAUGGUCUUGAAAUGUAACAGUGUUUGAUGCCAUCUGUAGAUUUUUAAUCCAAUAGGAGACAAAAGCAGGGAAUGAAACAAAGUGAUAUUUAAGUUAAGGGAAAACUCCUUGCUUAUCUGCAUUUUGUGAUGCAUUUGAGAAUGGCUGCCAGUAACCCCUGCAUGCACCUCUAACAUUUAGGAACCAUUUCGGGCAUUACCAUGAUGCUAAUCUAUUUCCCAUAAAACCAAAGUCGAUUCAGAAUCUGAUUCUGUGCUCAUGUUCUAGUCAGUGGUAAGCUUUCCGUUGCCUUGUCUAUUUCAAGUUCUUUACCUUAUGA
Messenger RNA from Penaeus vannamei (Pacific white shrimp), 2599 nucleotides. NCBI's taxonomy places the organism in Eukaryota, Metazoa, Arthropoda, Malacostraca, Decapoda, Penaeidae. The record is from RefSeq and is a predicted model, not a curated record.